Molecule: messenger RNA, 655 nt
Organism: Cucurbita moschata (crookneck pumpkin)
Lineage: Eukaryota; Viridiplantae; Streptophyta; Magnoliopsida; Cucurbitales; Cucurbitaceae
Product: PLASMODESMATA CALLOSE-BINDING PROTEIN 5-like
Exons: 3
Coding region: 42-407 (121 amino acids)
Source: RefSeq, a predicted model, not a curated record
ACAUGGCCACACAGAUCAUUUAGAACAAAAACAACACUACAAUGUCUUCUCGUUCUACUCGGCUCACCAUUCUCCACCUGUCUGUGCUGCUCGCUUUCAUCGUAGCUCCACGAAGAUCAGAGGGGCAACUUGAGGAGUGGUGCAUAGCUGAUGAGCAAGUGCCGGAUGAUGAGCUGCAAAGAGCUCUUGAUUGGGCUUGUGGGAAAGGAGGAGCGGAUUGUGGUGAUAUUCAAGUGAAGCGUCCUUGUUUUUACCCAAACACUGUUAGGGAUCAUGCUUCUUAUGCUUUUAAUAGUUACUAUCAAAAGUUUAAGCAUAAGGGUGCCUCUUGCUUCUUCAAUUCCGCUGCCAUGGUCACCGCUCUCGAUCCUAGUCAUGGUUCGUGCAAGUUUGAGUAUGUACCUUGAAGAAGGGCAUGACUUAAUCAUCGAAGAGGCUUCCAAUUAUAACUUGAGUAUUCAACGCUUUUGAUAUGGAUGAAGAUAUUUCAAUCAUAUAAUAUGAACUAUAGAUGGUUACAAAUUUUGAAUGAAUGAUAGUUUAGAGUUAUGAUGUUUCGUUAAUGUGUUUUAAAAUCUUUAUGUUACUUGAUUUGCAAAAUUUGAAGUGUACUGAUCAAAUUUUAAUAUAAUGAUUUUGAGUGUUUUUGUUUUAU